Molecule: messenger RNA, 2247 nt
Organism: Notolabrus celidotus (New Zealand spotty)
Lineage: Eukaryota; Metazoa; Chordata; Actinopteri; Labriformes; Labridae
Gene: casp3a
Product: caspase 3, apoptosis-related cysteine peptidase a
Exons: 6
Coding region: 145-984 (279 amino acids)
Biological process (GO): apoptotic process; positive regulation of apoptotic process; keratinocyte differentiation
Cellular component (GO): cytoplasm
Source: RefSeq, a predicted model, not a curated record
CACAUGACGUCAGCAUCUUUGUUUACUAGCGACCCAGCAGCUAGCUGUAAACUCACAUUAGCUGUGAGCAUUUAUCUACUGGGUGUGCGGCGCAGCAUCAUACAGGGCGUGUAGUGUCUUUGUGCAAUUCUUUUAAUCGGAGAUAUGUCGGCUAACGGAGAGGACUCAACAGAUGCAAGAAGAGGCGAUGGACAAGAGUCGGAGCCGCCUGCCUCUGUUCCUGGCCCGAUGGAAGUCGAUGCCCACCCCGGCUCCCACAGUUUCAGAUACAGCCUGAAGUACCCCAGCAUCGGCCAGUGCAUCAUCAUCAACAACAAGAACUUUGACAGGAGAACAGGCAUGAAUCAACGAAAUGGAACAGACGUGGAUGCAGCCAACGCCAUGAAAGUGUUUUCAAAGUUGGGUUAUAAAGCGAAGGUUUACAACGACCUGACGGUGGAGAAAAUGAAACAGGUUUUAGUUUCUGCGUCAAAGGAAGAUCACAGCUGCUACGCCUCAUUUGUUUGUGUUCUGCUGAGUCAUGGAGAUGAGGGUGUGUUCUUCGGUACGGACGGCUCAGUGGAACUCAAAUACCUGACAUCACUUUUUCGUGGGGAUCGCUGCAAAUCACUGGUGGGGAAACCCAAACUCUUCUUCAUCCAGGCUUGCAGAGGCACUGAGCUGGAUGCAGGCAUUGAAGCAGACAGUGGAGAUGAUGGCACUACUAAGAUCCCUGUGGAAGCUGACUUCCUCUAUGCCUUCUCCACGGCACCAGGCUACUACUCAUGGAGGAACACUAUGACCGGCUCCUGGUUCAUGCAGUCGCUCUGUGAAAUGCUCAGCAAAUAUGGCAGAGAGCUGGAGCUCCAGCACAUCCUGACACGAGUCAACCACAAGGUGGCAGUAGAGUUUGUGUCUGUCUCCAAUUCUCCAGGCUUUGAUGCAAAGAAGCAGAUCCCCUGUAUUGUGUCAAUGCUGACCAAAGAGAUGUAUUUUACUCCUUGAUGUUUUCUUCCACUUGUGAUAAAUUCCCACUCGCCUGUCUUCUUGCAGGAGAAGGCUUGAGGAUGUUUAUGUUUGGUGUUUGUGGGUUGCUUUUUACAUUUUCUGACUGAAGAUCUAAAAAACCUCAGCUUACAUUUCCCUGGGAGAAUAGUUGCGGUGCAAAGUCUGCUGAGAUACAAGACGUUGAAUCCCUUCAGGAAAAGUUUUUUUGUAUUCUCUUUUAAACUAAAAUCAUGAAUCCAAACAUAAAGCAUAGUAUACUUUGUAUCUCAACAAUCACAGUUUGCUGCCAGUAGAUGCCUCUCAGAUGUUUACAUUAUGUACAUUUCAGGGAAUAAUAUCAGGAGCCAGUUUGAUAGGAUUUAACCUUUUAUAUUAAUGUAGUAAUCAUCCUCAUUUUAAUGCGUUGGGAGUUAGUUUGAGUGUGAACAGUCUGUUUAAAGGGAUCAUGUGUGAAAUAUCUGUUCCUGUUCUUCUACUGUCUUGUUCUCUUUCUGCACCGCUGAGUCGGUUUAGUGACACCUGAAUGAGGGUCUCACAAACUUAAAUAGUCAAUAAUUUUUAAGUUAUUGCGGUAUGAGUUGUUUGAAGCCCAAAUGAAUGCAUUGCACUCAAAAGGUUAAUAAUAUGAUAAUGUUAUGUAGCAUGUUCAGGAGCAUCCAGUACGCUGUCUGUCUAUUUUGUUGGUUUUAAGGCUCACUCCUCCUUCUCCUCCUUUUCCUCCUCACAAACAACUUUUAUUUUUAACACGUUUUUCUUGAAAUGAGCCAGCCCACUAGCACGGUGCUAUUUUUGAGGCAGACAUACUUGACAACUCUGCAUUUGUUAUCCGUUUGAAGGUAAUGUGGUUUUUAAGAAGCGGCAUUACAAAUUGGAGGCUUUUUACACUUAAAAUGAAGUUACAGUCAGAACAUUUUCUCUACUGAUGGUCUGACUGAUGUGGAACUGUGUGUCAAAUUUUAUAUGCAACCACCAGCAUGUAGAGAUUUAUUGAAGACAAAGCACAAUUAGAUUGUGUAUUAAUCCAGGUCCUGGUUCUUUGUGUGUAAACCUGUUAAACUAACAUCAAACUGUGCUUCAAACUAGCUGAAAUCACACGCUAUAGUUAUAUGUAACUUGUCUGACAAUCUAACAAUGUAAAGUCUUUCAAACACAUAGGAUUUUGCUAUGAGCAACACUUUUUGGCUUUUAUGUUACACCACUAUCUUGUAAGCAGCUACGAUGUGAUGUUUAUCCUUUAAAAUAAAGACCACUUCUCAUUGU